Molecule: messenger RNA, 1368 nt
Organism: Bursaphelenchus okinawaensis
Lineage: Eukaryota; Metazoa; Nematoda; Chromadorea; Rhabditida; Aphelenchoididae
Source: the annotation of a GenBank genome assembly
AUGUCGCUGAAUUUGGAAGAGUUCAUCAACCGUUUCUUUUCCUACUACAACAAAAACAAUUUCGAAUUUACUAGUGAAGAGAUCUUUGAGGUGUUGAAGCUAGCCAAACCUGUGUUUUGUAAGAAUACCAGUGCUCUAGUACAAGUUCCAACCCCUGUCAACAUUGUGGGCGACAUUCAUGGCCAACUGGACGAUCUUCUUAGAAUCUUCGCGGCGAUUGGAGUGCCUGGAAAGGAGAGGUAUCUGUUUUUGGGAGGUGAGUGAACUGUAGUAUUAUUUGGUACAAACUGAUUAAUAUCAGGAUUAAAAAUUUUAUAAAAUGGUACUACUUUUUAGUAAAUAUGUAUCUUAAAAUUUACUGUAACUUGUAGACUAUGUUGACCGUGGUCCCAAUCAACUUGAGUGUAUAAUGUUGUUAUUGGCUCUGAAGGUUGCCGCAUCGUCUAGAAUCUAUCUGCUACGAGGGAAUCACGAAGUACAAUCCACCAAUCAGGUCUACGGCUUCAGAUCCGAGCUGAAUCACCGUUUCAAACGUAAAUUAGCUUCUCGAAUUUACAGUGAUAUCAACAACAUCUUCACGUAUCUUCCAUUGGCUGCCAUAGUAAAGGGUCGUAUCUUGUGUAUGCACGGUGGGUUGAGUCCGCAUCUGAAGUCUCUUGACGAUAUCAGAAGGAUUCAGAUUCCGUUCGAAGAGCCACCGGUCAAUAGUUUGGAAGAGGAUCUUCUCUGGGCGGAUCCUUCGUCUGCCAUCUCUGGUUUCAAUUUCAAUGUUGUCAGAGAGAUCAGUAUAUGCUUUGGUGCUGAUGUUGUUCAUAGUACGUGUACAAGGUUGGGGGUUGAUCUGAUUGUGAGAGCACAUCAAGUAGGUUCACUGUGGUUGUUUUUGGCGUGGUGUUGUGAUAUUUAUUAAAAUUUACUAGUAAUUUUAUAAUAAUGCUUUUCGGGUCAUUUAGUAUCUUUUUCCUACAGUGUUUCUUGUGGCGUUUGUAUACUGUAUUUUUCAAUUGUUUGACACUUUAGGUAAUGCCAUCUGGUUAUGGAUUGUUUGCAAACAAGAGGUUGGUCACUGUGUUUUCGGCUGCCAGUUACAAUGUUGAACAGGUCAGUAUUGUGUUCUAAUGUGGUCUGAAAGUGCGCAGAAAACUUCCAAUUAAUUUUUAGUGUAUUUUAUGUUCGCAGUUUAUUUUUUUAGCUCGUGUAUGUUACAAAGAUAACUGAUUUCAGGAUAAUAUGGCGGCCGUAAUGCGUGUCAGCAAAAAGCUGGUGAUAUCGUAUGUUCUGUUCGCUCCUCCACUAGCUGCCGAUGUUAUCAAACAUAAGCAACGUACUUCGAAACGACAUGACUCGAGUGAUAUAGAGGAUGGAUGA